Messenger RNA from Zingiber officinale, 2397 nucleotides. RefSeq names its product cold-responsive protein kinase 1-like. Lineage: Eukaryota; Viridiplantae; Streptophyta; Magnoliopsida; Zingiberales; Zingiberaceae. Bases 23 to 1945 code for a protein of 640 amino acids. Gene Ontology annotation, molecular function: protein kinase activity; ATP binding. Gene Ontology annotation, biological process: protein phosphorylation. The record is from RefSeq and is a predicted model, not a curated record. The transcript is spliced from 7 exons.
UCCGGUGACGCGACACCGUACCAUGGCCUACGUCGCUUCGGCGCUCGCGUUCGUGGCGCUUAUACUAUGGAGUCGGAUCACCGCCAGUGAGGCUCAGCCCAACCACAUCCUGAACGUCUGCAGCGUAUACAACGUCACCAACACCGCCGCCUUCGCCGCCACAAUCAACAGCACCUUUGCCGACCUCCGCUCCACCAUCUCCUCUGCCGCUCCCGGCAGCUCCGCCGCUCACUUCGCGACCGCGCGGGGCUCCGCCCAGCAAGUCUACGCGCUCUUCCAGUGCCGCGGCUACCUCUCCACUGCCGAAUGCCUCACUUGCUUCUCUGCCGCCGCGGUCGGUAUCCGCCGCCAGUGCGGCGCCGCCAAUGGGGCCCGCGCCAUCUACGACGAGUGCUUCCUCCGCUACGAGAGCGCCCCCUUCUUCGACCAGGGCACGCUCCCGGGGCUAUUCAACAUCUGCGGUAACCGCAACAUGACGGGCGGGCUCGCCGCGGCGGCUCGGCAGUUGUUGGAGGAUUUGAGCAGUGCCACGCCGAGGACGCGGGAGUUCUUCGCGGCGGCUGAAAGGGAGGGGAUGUUCGGGAUAGCGCAGUGCGUGGAGACGGUCACCGUGGAGGGGUGCGGCCAGUGUCUGGCAGAGGCGGUGAAUAAUGCAGGGUUGUGCCUUCCGGCCGCCGAAGGCCGGGCGGUGGACACCGGCUGCUUCAUGAGAUACUCCAACGAGUCCUUCUUCCCCGCCAACCAAACCAUGGAUUUAUCCCCUUUCUUGAAUUCAGGGAGAUCGAACAAGCGAAGGGCCAUCAUUUGGGGAGUCGCUGGAGGAGUCGUCGGCGUCCUGUUGCUUCUUCUAGGGCUUGUGACACUUCUGUGGAUCAGGAGAUCCAGAGAUCAACAAGGCCGAAAAGGAGAUAUAUUAGGGGCAACUGAGUUACAAGGUCCAUUAAAUUUCCAUUACAAGGAUCUAAAAAAAGCUACAAAUAAUUUCAGUAAAGACAGUAAAUUAGGAGGAGGAGGUUUUGGUGAUGUGUACAAGGGUAUAUUGAAAAAUGGGAAAACAGUUGCUGUAAAGAGACUAGUAAUUGCUCAAAUUAGUAGGGCAAGAGCAGAUUUUCAGACCGAAGUGAAGCUCAUUAGCAAUGUUCACCAUAGAAAUUUAAUUCGUCUGCUUGGAUGUUCUAGCAAAGGCAAAGAUUUUCUUCUUGUCUAUGAGUACAUGGCAAAUAGCAGCCUUGACAAAUUUAUAUUUGGUGACAGACGUGGAUUCCUCAACUGGAAACAGAGAUUCUCCAUAAUUGUCGGCGUGGCUCGUGGUCUUUCUUACCUGCAUCAGGAAUUCCACGUUUGUAUCAUACAUCGUGAUAUAAAAUGUAGCAACAUUCUGCUCGAUGAUGAUUUCCAGCCAAGAAUUGCAGAUUUUGGCCUAGCCCGCCUUCUGCCGGACGACAAGAGUCACCUCAGCACUAGGUUUGCUGGCACUUUGGGAUAUACAGCACCUGAGUAUGUACUUCAGGGGCAACUUUCUGAAAAGGUUGAUACAUACAGCUUCGGAGUUGCCGUUCUCGAAAUAAUAAGUGGCCGGAAAAGCAAUGACUUACAACUCGAGCCUGACGCUCAGUAUCUCCUUGAAUGGGCUUGGAAACUAUAUGAACGCGAUCAGUUGAUUGAUUUGGUGGAUGAAACCUUAGAUCCUAGUGAAUUUUCUCCAGAGGAAGUGAAAAGGAUCAUUAAAAUAGCUCUUCUCUGCACACAGUCUGCUGCUGCUGCUAGGCCGACCAUGUCUGAGAUUGUUGUUAUGUUGCUCGGGCAAAGUGAUAAUACUUUUGAGCUCACAAGACCAACCUUCAUAGAUGCCUCAAGUAGAGUUCAUGGAGAUUCACCCCCAGCUACCAUUUUAUCUACUACUUCGCAUGCGACUGUUUCGAUAUCUGAAGUUUCUGCUCGUUGAUGUUCCACGACAAGUAAUAUUAUUUUAUGGAGUAAAGCUUUACGAACUACAGUAAUAGGCAAUCACACAUUAGUAUAGUAAUGAUAAAAUAAUAUUCAUUUAAAUAUAGAAGAAGAGAAUCGAACUUAAUAUUGUAUGAGGAUUUAUACAAUUAACUGUAUUUGGUGGAAUAAAAGUUUGAUUGUUAUUAUUAUUGUUUUAUAUUUAAGACUGAAGAAUAUAUGUUUUAAGUGAGCUAAGUACAGCUGGAUUAUCAUGAUUAUUGUUUCCUUAGAAAGGCGAUGUUAAGAAGUUAACAUGAUUCUGGUUCUAUAUAUCUCAUCAGUCCAGAUAGAUUUUUAUUUCAUACCCCUAAAUUUGUAUUGAUAUCAGCAGUGCAAUAAUGUUCACCCGUGUGAGUAUAGUUUGGUUUUUGUCGAUAACUAGAAUAACACCAUUGAUGCGCUAGUAAA